CAAAUGUGCAACCAUGCACAAGUUUUUAGAGGUGUAUAAUAAAUUCCUCCCUAUAAAUGAACCUGUAGUUGCUCCCCAAAUCUUCACAAGAAAGAAAAGAGACAUUAAUACACAUCAAAAUAAAGAGACAGCUGAGCCUGAGACGAUGGAGUUCAACAAGAAGGGACUGAUGAAUGUGGUUUUGCUGCUUUCCCUCUUGGCUUUCACUGCAACUGUUGUUGUUGAUGCACGCUUCGACCAAAAUUCCUUCAUCACUCAAGUGCUCCCAAAAGGUACUGACGAUACCAAUUACUAUGUCAAAUCCACUGCUACUGCAUGCUGUGACAACUGCUACUGCACAAAAUCAAUCCCUCCCCAGUGUCACUGUUCAGAUAUUGGGGAAACCUGUCACUCUGCUUGCAAAACUUGCAUUUGUACCAGAUCAUUUCCUCCACAGUGUCGUUGUACUGAUGUCACUAACUUUUGCUAUAAACCAUGUACCUAAGCUCACUAGGAAUGAGCAUGAAGACUGUGAUGUUGAACAAAGUUACUUAAGCUUUGUUUCCAUGUAAUAUAAUGAAUAAAUUGAUGAUGGAAUAAAAACUAUGACUCUGCAGUUAGUUUGUCUUCCUCAAACUCACUGCAAGUCAGGGUGUUUCUUUUA
Lotus japonicus is the source of this 643-nucleotide messenger RNA. RefSeq names its product seed trypsin/chymotrypsin inhibitor TI5-72-like. The transcript has a single exon. Lineage: Eukaryota; Viridiplantae; Streptophyta; Magnoliopsida; Fabales; Fabaceae. Gene Ontology annotation, molecular function: serine-type endopeptidase inhibitor activity. The record is from RefSeq and is a predicted model, not a curated record. Bases 14 to 484 code for a protein of 156 amino acids. Gene Ontology annotation, cellular component: extracellular region.